AUGAAGGAUGUCGUCCGCACAAACUUCCACUGGUACAUGAUGUUUGAGUAUGUCAAUGGCGGUCAGAUGCUCGACUACAUCAUCUCCCACGGCCGCCUCAAGGAGAAGCAGGCCCGCAAGUUUGCCCGCCAGAUCGCCAGCGCCCUCGACUACUGCCACCGCAACAGCAUCGUCCACCGCGAUCUCAAGAUUGAGAACAUCCUCAUCAGCAAGAUGGGCGACAUCAAAAUCAUUGAUUUUGGCCUCAGCAACCUCUUCUCCCCCCGCAGCCAGCUCAAGACGUUUUGCGGCAGUCUGUACUUUGCCGCGCCCGAGCUCCUCCAGGCCAAGCAGUACACGGGUCCAGAGGUCGAUGUGUGGAGUUUUGGCAUUGUUCUCUACGUCCUCGUGUGCGGCAAAGUGCCCUUUGACGACCAGAGCAUGCCCCAGCUCCACGCAAAGAUCAAAAAGGGCCAUGUCGACUAUCCGCCAUGGCUAUCCAACGAAUGCCGCAAUCUGAUCCACAGGAUGCUGCAGACGGAUCCGACGCAGCGACUGACCCUCUCCGAGAUCAUGACCCACCCUUGGCUGACCAAGGGGUUCAACAGCCCCCCGGAGAACUAUUUGCCGCACCGAGAGCCGAUACAGCUACCUCUGGACCCCGAAAUCAUUGAGCAGAUGCAUGGCUUUGAUUUCGGCACCACUGAAUACAUCACCACCCAAUUGACCAACGUGAUCCAGUCAGAAGAGUACCAGCGUGCUGUGCGCCUGGCAGCUCGCAAGGCUACUGCGCAGACGCCAGACCUGGAGAAGAAGAGGGGCAUGUUUGACUUUUACAAAAGAAGGAAUUCAAUCGGGAGCAGGGAGCAGCUGACGGCCUCGUCCUCCGAGGAUAUCCAGAGGGGACUGGAUCCCGUCAAUGCAUACAGCCCUCUCCUGUCCGUCUACUUUCUUGUCAAGGAGAAGCGAGAACGUGAACGGCUCGAGGCGGAGCCCGCCCCUACCCCCACGCCUCAGGCCUCAGAAGAGAAGCCGCUCAAGAUGCCAGAUCUCGCGGACUUCCUUGGAGUGCGGUCUGGUGCUGGUCCUGCGACUGGCGGGGGACGAUCUUGA
Molecule: messenger RNA, 1092 nt
Organism: Exserohilum turcica Et28A
Lineage: Eukaryota; Fungi; Ascomycota; Dothideomycetes; Pleosporales; Pleosporaceae
Exons: 3
Coding region: 1-1092 (363 amino acids)
Biological process (GO): intracellular signal transduction; protein phosphorylation; microtubule cytoskeleton organization
Cellular component (GO): cytoplasm
Molecular function (GO): tau-protein kinase activity; protein serine/threonine kinase activity; ATP binding
Source: RefSeq, a predicted model, not a curated record